Messenger RNA from Microthlaspi erraticum, 567 nucleotides. NCBI's taxonomy places the organism in Eukaryota, Viridiplantae, Streptophyta, Magnoliopsida, Brassicales, Brassicaceae. The record is from the annotation of a GenBank genome assembly.
AUGGAAAACCAGAAGACGAGUUUCAUCCAUAAAAGCGAGGGCUCACGGUUGGUCUUAGUUCGCACGAGGAUUCUCCUCAAUCGAUUCCCAAUAAGCGUCUCGAAAUCGUUCGUUCUCUGUCGACGUCGCGGCGGGGUUGUUCCUUUACCGGCAAAGAUAAUCUCCAGUUCGAAGCAAUUCAUGGAUCAUUCUGAUUUGCCAUCGGGGCAAAACGAUUCAAAGAAGAUGAGUUUCCCAGCUCCACAUCUCAGAGCUAUGAUCGAGACAACGGCACUCUUUGUUUUCAGAAACGGUGUGGAGUUCGAGGAGACUUUUCUGGAACGUGGGAAGGAGAAAGGUAGAUAUCUUUUUCUGCGCAAAUCGGAUCCUUUCCACGCAUUUUACCAGAGGCACCUCACUAGAUUCAUUGAAGAAGGUGAUCCUCUUGAUCUCCUUAAAGACAAGAGUCUCGGCGUUUAUAAAUGUCACAUGGAUUCAGUUAAGGGGAGGGCCGCUAAUCGUCUUAAGUGGGAGCAGCGUAUGCAGAGGCUAAAGGAUGAGAGAGCGGCAAAAAUACCUGAUAUGUAG